CGAGUAACAAACCACCUCGUUGUCAAUAGACAGGCCGGUUCCAAUACAAUCGCUACAAGAUUGAAAAAAAAUGGCGUCGCACCUACCUUCUCCACCGUCUUCACGUCCGAGCUCGCCUGACAGCAGCUCUAGCAGUCAACGCGAGCUUGUCGAAGCAGAGCCGCUAGAUCUUCAGACGGCUGCUGAACGACAACACCAAUCCACAGGCGAAGGAUCUCCCAAGGAACGCCUUUCAGAACGUCUAGACGCGCUUCUUGUAUCCUAUCUGACCAUUCUGGACACGUACACCAAUCUUCGGGCCCAACUCUCCAAGGACCUCUCGGGAGGAUUCUUCGCACUGGCGCAGGCGAAUCGGAAUGCGAAUUCUACCCUGGGCGUCGGGAGGAGGUAUGGCGAAGAAGGCUUUGAUGAGAGGAUGAAAGCUGGGAAAGUAGUCAAGAUCCGAGAAGCGGAAAAAGGAGUGCUAGGGAAGAGCUGCGUGGAGGAAGAACCAGAGGAAGUGGCAGGAGAUGCCGCGCAGAAGAGCGGGCGUAAGAUGAAGAAAGACAAGACUCCAGUGGAACAGGCAAUAUUGCACCAGGACAGGGAAGAUACGGAAACGCUCAAAGAUGAUACAGAAAGGGAUGUACUGCAGUCAGACACUACUGACUACACCUUCUCAGUCUCCCCAUCGUCGGCGUCGAACCUAUCCCAGGACCCCCUCAAAUGGUACGGCAUCCUCAUCCCUCCCACCCUACGAACGUGUCAAACCUACUUCGCUACGGCUGUAUCCUCCAUCAUCCCUGAAAUUGUGAACGUCGUAUCUGCAAUGCGGGGUCUGGAAGAAGAGAUAUGGGCUGCCCGAAGACAGUUGGGGAUUGUCGGGGACUACGAAAGUCCAAAUGUCGAUGAGCUUCAAAGCAAGGAUGAUGGCAACAUUGAAAGCGAAACAACAGCGUCCAAGACAGCGGGUGAUCCAUGUUCGGGGAGUCUUCUGUCGCGCGCCGCAGCAUCGUCUCUUCAGGUCCAUACCUCACAGGGGAAGAAAUCGCCUUCAUUACUGUCCACUUCUCCUCCCACGUCAAACCUGAGAUCUGAGCCGCGAUCCAGAGUUUUAAAACUUGGUUGAUCACACCUUCCUACGCCAGUGGUAUGAAGCCAAAAAAAACCGUCUCUAAGCACUUUGGCACCACGCUGGCCAAGGACGAGGUGCCAAAGAUCGGUCUUGAUUUCCACAGAGCUCGUCGCGCUCCUAGUCUCAGCGAGAAAUCAGGAACGAGCAAAGAUUGUAGGGCUGGAUGCCGGUACAUUGCAAUGAUAGCACUACGGACUAGGAUACCAAUUUGAUCCCAAUAUCUGGCCCGAGCAACCAUCAACCAGCGCUAUUCGCAACUUUACCAUAUCAGUAGUGAGGGAUAACACUACCCAAUUCCUGGUUUUCCAUCGAGACGUCCUCUUGCAAAACAGUCGGCACCUCUACCGCUCUCGACACGUCUUCGAGUUCUUCAGUCAGCAGCAUCUGGUUCUCCUUGUCGGCGCCAUUGUCGUGAAACUCAACCUCAGCUCGCUCAGAUCUCACGUCGUCCUUUUUGAUCGGCGAUGAAACCACAUGCCUCGCUGCUGGACUCCGCAUUACCUCCUCUAAAUCUGCGUCCCAAUAACUGGGCCGCCGUUUCUUCCUGCUCACAGAAGGUCCUGCCCCUUUUCGCCAGACUCUGACGUUGGGGCUCAGCUCCUUUAUGCCUCUUGCAGUGUCACAACUGGGUCUUGGAGCCGGCGCACCGAAAAGGCUCAUGCGCACAGCUGCCUGAGUCUCUUCGUCAACCUCAAUAACUUCUUCUCCUUCUUCCAGUUUCAAUUUUGGGUCAAUGGAGUAGUCCGUUGCUACUUGUUCAUCUUCAUGGAUCUCAUUUGUGAGUGUUUCUGCCUCUCUCGACCUCUUUUUCGGUUGUGAACGUUGCGCGGAAUCUACCGAGGAUCUUGGUGGACUACUUCUGAACUGCAGAUUGUCUGGCAAACGUGACCUCCUUGGCUGCAUGCGGCGCUGAGGAGGCCUUGACAGAUACGAAGGACCACCAUAGUGCUUACCGGCUCCACGAGCACUAGCAAGAGCAAUGAUGCCAUUCUUUCUGAACCGACUGGGUGGCUUCGCCAGAGGUGUGAGAGUGUCCGUCCUAUACGAGUCUCGAAUUCUGGAAUCAGGAGCGGGGUCUUGUCCAACGACUUUGGCAGCUGCUGUCGAGAAAGAGUACAUUGGUGGACCGGGCCUUGGUGAUGGGUGAGGGCUCUCCUUAGCAUAAUACCACCCGGGCUGGAAAUGCUCCGAGGCUGUGGCAAGAUACGCCCGGUUCAGGUGCUCAUGGUGAGGGGGUUGAGAUCGAGAUUGCGAAGAUUCCGUCGGAGGAUACCAUGCCUUGUGACCCAUCUCUCCGGGGGACCUUGCUGGUGAUCUGGCUCUCAUCAACGGCAUUGGACUGCCUGUCGCUGUGGCGCGGUUGAAAGGGAGGGGCGGGUACCCAAAUCCCGGAAGAACUCCGUGCUGUCGUCCGUGGCUCGCCUGGACAUUCGAACUUGGAUUGAUACCUUGAUGUCCUAGAACAUUGGGUGUCGCGGAUCUGAAAUGAGCAGCGGGAUCAGGGCAUAACACCG
Cladophialophora immunda is the source of this 2628-nucleotide messenger RNA. RefSeq lists its product as uncharacterized. Gene Ontology annotation, biological process: vacuolar proton-transporting V-type ATPase complex assembly. The record is from RefSeq and is a predicted model, not a curated record. NCBI's taxonomy places the organism in Eukaryota, Fungi, Ascomycota, Eurotiomycetes, Chaetothyriales, Herpotrichiellaceae. The transcript has a single exon. Bases 71 to 1108 code for a protein of 345 amino acids. Gene Ontology annotation, cellular component: extrinsic component of endoplasmic reticulum membrane; Vma12-Vma22 assembly complex.